AUGCCAGGACGGAUAUUCAUUCGUAUACUAAUUUCAGCUCAAGUACAAGUUGGAAAUAUACUCCCCCUUGCCGAACUGCCCGAAGGAACGACGGUUUGCAAUUUGGAAGAGAAAACUGGUGAUCGUGGUCGAUUGGCACGUACAUCAGGGAACUAUGCAAUUGUUGUGGCACAUAAUCCGGAAACCAAGAAAACACGUGUACGUCUACCGUCUGGUGCCAAAAAAGUCUUGGAUUCCUCAAAUCGAGCAAUGAUCGGUAUUGUUGCUGGUGGUGGAAGAACCGAUAAGCCAUUGUUGAAAGCUGGAAAUGCCUAUCACAAGUAUAAGGCCAAGCGUAACUGCUGGCCAAUGGUUCGUGGUGUUGCGAUGAACCCUGUGGAGCAUCCGCACGGUGGUGGUAACCAUCAGCACAUUGGACAUCCAUCAACCGUGAAACGUGGUACCAGUGCUGGUCGUAAAGUGGGUCUUAUCGCAGCUCGCCGAACCGGCAGAAUUCGUGGUGGUAAGCCCGAGAAACAUGGCAAAGAGGAAGCAGUAUAA
Messenger RNA from Gongylonema pulchrum, 540 nucleotides. NCBI's taxonomy places the organism in Eukaryota, Metazoa, Nematoda, Chromadorea, Rhabditida, Gongylonematidae. The record is from the annotation of a GenBank genome assembly.